Auanema sp. JU1783 is the source of this 936-nucleotide messenger RNA. NCBI's taxonomy places the organism in Eukaryota, Metazoa, Nematoda, Chromadorea, Rhabditida, Rhabditidae. The record is from the annotation of a GenBank genome assembly.
AUGGACCCCCUUGUUGUAGAUAGUCAUAUUGAUUUGGAUAGUAUGGAAAAGAAGAAAGCCAAGUUGAUGGCCAGGCUUCAACAGAGAAACAGCAGUGCUACUUUGAAAAGUAACAAAGCUAUGACUCAAAAACAAUGUAGAGAGUUUGAACUGGACAAAUUGAUAGACUUGGGGAAGCAACAGGCAGAGCAAGGCAUAAUCGAUAAGCAAACGAUUUCAAGCCUAGAAGAAGCUCUUUCUCUUGAGUGCGGUGUUCACACAACAAGAAGGAUACAAAUGGUAUUAGAAAGUUUGAGAAAAGCGUGUAUUGCAAAAGAAAAGCUGCCCAAUUUGGGUGACUUUAGUUUUGUGAAGCGAUCACCGAAACGCUUAAGUUCAAAGCCAGUUCUUGAUGAGCUUACAAUGAAUAACAAUAACGUUUCGAAAGAAACAAACCUAGAGUUAAGAACAGCCAAGAACGAGAAUAUUAUUGACAUAUCCAAUAUGACUGGGAAAACAUCAAGCAUAAAGGGGGAUAAUGGUUCUAGUUUAGAUUUAAAAAACUUACGGGAUUGUACUCUGAAGUUUCUCUUCAAGCCUUCAGCUGUACAUAUGCAUAAUAUUGAGAAUUGUACUUUAAUUUUCCUUCCAAUCGACACAUCCAUACUCAUGUAUAAUGUCACGAAUUGUACUGUUCAUGCUUGUGCACAACAGAUUCGAGUUCAUGAUUCGAUUCAUAUAAACUUCCAUAUCGGUGUCGUUGGAGCUAUAAUAUUCGAAGAGUGUAAGGACAUGCGCCUAGCUCCAUAUAGAGUUUUGCAAAAUGGUCAACAAGUUUUACCACCCAGUGGUGAUCAAUGGAAACGUCCCAGUGAUUUCGACUGGCUUGCAGAAGGACAGAGUCCAAAUUGGCGUAUUUUACCAGAAGCUGACUGGGGCAGCAUGAUUAACAUUUAA